UUUAAAAGUAUAAAAUUACGAUUUGUAUCAUUUCUAUGGUUGUUGGUUGUGUUUGUUGUGACUGAUAACACCUGGAGGGGGGGUUACUUUGGAGACUCAGAAUUCUGCACUCCGCCCCUGAUCGGAGGUUUGUCUGUCAAGGCACCACAGACACAUAAAGUGGACCACAAAACUGUCUUUACAAGCCUGGCCUAUCAGAAACUGUUGUAGCCGGGUCACGUGGAAACAUCGACAGACUGAUAGGCAGGCGGCAAGAUGAGAGAGGAACUUAUGGCACUUCACUGGAAGAGAGGCAAGUCCGUGCGUAAAAACUGAAGUUUACCACGCAGCUGCGCAACAUCGGAGGAAGCUAAGCAAUAACACAGAUUCCCUCGAGUGAAUACACGAAAACAAAAACAGCAACGGAGAAAGCGGCAGGAAAAUUGGUUGUAUGGCACCUCAGUCGUGCGUAAUGAAUCCUGCGCAGGGAUCAACGCCCUCGGCCGAUCCGGGGGAGACCUCUCCAAAGGACCGAGCCGCUGGUGGCAUGGGGACUGACGAGCUGGACAUGUCAUCUGUCAGAAGAUGUAAAACCAAAAGUUUAGAUCUGCCUUUCAGUGUGGAAUCACUCAUAUCGGACAGGACGCCGGACAGAAGCAUCCACUCGCCCGAGCCUGGUUCAUGCUGUCCCCGGGCAGACGAGAUCGAGUGUGCGUCACCGAGGGGACUCCAUCGGUCCAAACAAGAGGCGGUGGACCUCAGUGACAAGGAGACGAGUCCCUGGAGUCAGACUCCAUACGCAUCCCCUCCAAGACUCCCCAGCCCGACCCCAUGCAAUCUACGGAAACACAAGAACAACAGGAAACCCAGAACUCCUUUUACAACAUCUCAGCUGCUUUCUCUGGAGAGGAAGUUCCGUCAGAAACAGUACCUCUCCAUCGCAGAGAGAGCGGAGUUCUCCAACUCACUCAGCCUCACAGAGACCCAGGUCAAGAUCUGGUUUCAGAACCGCAGGGCCAAGGCCAAGAGACUGCAGGAGGCCGAGCUGGAGAAGCUUAAACUGGCCGCGAAACCGCUGCUGCCGGCCUUCGCCUUUCCCUUCCCCCUGAGCGCACCGAUGGGCGCACCGUCCCUGUACGGGGCCCUGAACGGACCACGGCCUGCCCUACCUGUCCCAGGACUAUUCAGUGGACCAUAUGGGAUGUACUACUUGUCUUAACCCUCGCUAACUUUGAACUGCAUCGCCGGGAAAGCUGCCUUUAAAAAAAAUGCCUUCAAUCAGCAAACAACCAAUACUACAAAAUAAUGUCCUGAGUUCUUAUAUGAAAUCUAAUGUAAAAUACUUUUUCGUUAUGGUGUAAAGUUGAAUAAAGUGUGAGGAAUAUUUUUCACACAAAUACAUUGGCAGAGCAGCCUGCCUUAAAUUAAAACAAAGUAUUUUCAUUUAACGUGGAACAGAAACAAAGUGAAAUAUUUUCACUCGACUGUCAUUUUUCAUAGAUUUUCAUUAAUUUUCUAUGAACAUUAAUAAAAAUAUAUGAAAGAUUUAC
This is a messenger RNA of Larimichthys crocea (large yellow croaker), 1529 nucleotides long. RefSeq names its product muscle segment homeobox 3 (gene msx3). The record is from RefSeq and is a predicted model, not a curated record. The coding region runs from base 431 to 1198 and encodes 255 amino acids. Gene Ontology annotation, cellular component: nucleus. Gene Ontology annotation, molecular function: RNA polymerase II transcription regulatory region sequence-specific DNA binding; DNA-binding transcription factor activity, RNA polymerase II-specific. Gene Ontology annotation, biological process: regulation of transcription by RNA polymerase II; embryonic morphogenesis. The transcript is spliced from 2 exons. Lineage: Eukaryota; Metazoa; Chordata; Actinopteri; Sciaenidae.